AUGGAGAUCCAGCUAAACGCCGCGCCAGAUGAUGAUGACACGCCCGCAGCGUCUUCUACCAUUUCACCCGCCGUUUCUAUGGCGUUACUUCUCUCUAAUGAUGUGGAUACACCCCGUGACGCAAUUCAUAGCCCAUUGCGUUUCUCAAGUCUCAAUGAUAGCGCCUUAAGUGUUGAGUCCGAUACUUCAACACCCAAAAUACCCACAUUACAGACGCCUAAGCUGCAAACGCUACAAAAUCAGUUGCAUCGAGCACUUGAGAAGCUCUGGGGUGAAUCAGCACCAGCAGUGAAGCGCCAAAAAAAGGGUAAACAAAGCCGUCGAGCUAAAUCUGCAAUUAACAAUAGUGCAGAUGUAUACAAAACGCUCGAGCAGCUACAGUGUUCAAUUAGUGCUUCAUCUACGCCAAAGGCGCUUGAGGAUGUGAUCAUGAUUAGUUUGAGUGCUUUGGAGCUACUGGAUGAAAAGGAGACGAUUGUAGAGGAGAGCGAGAAAGGUGCCGAUGUGGCUGCAAUGCUGGCCAAAGUAUCGGGAAAACCCGUGUAUAUGCAACUAAUUCGUCUGCUUCAACGUGCUCUAACUUGUAUUGGUGAUCGAGAGGUUAAAGAGCUACUGACUUCAGUGUUGAAUUGGAGUUUAGCUAGACAAAAGCCCGAGCAUUGGAUGUGGGUAUUACCGGUUAGUGCGCCAUUAGAUUCGUAUUUAGUGCAUGAGUUUCUAGUGCGUCAAGCUAUUAUCAAGCCUGACGAUGUUAAGUGGUUGAUUCCGAUUUUGGAGUUCUUAACGAUAAAGAAUCCGGAUCAGAUGGUGGAUAUUGCCCAAGAAUUACUGCAAGAAUGCGCUAAAAGUAGUGCUGAUCGAGCAGUUUGGAUGGUGCAGCGACUGAUCACGUUAGCUACGGAGUCUGCUGUUAUUGUUAAGGCUUGUGAGAAUAGUCUGCAGUGGAUUGUCACGGAGGAACUUGUAACGUCACUUGCCUCCAAGUACGACGAAGCAAAAAAGAAUAGCAUGACUGAUGUGGAAUGGAAAAGGCUUGAUGAUCUCUUGCUUGAAUUUCUCCUUAAACGAAGCGCUGAGCUUUCGGAUUCUGCCUUCCAGCUUUUGCUGCUGUUGCACAAGCUAACUGAAGCCAAAAACGAAUCCUUAGCAGCUUCAGUGGCUUUGUUUCAUGAGCAAGUAGUCCAUUUUGCACGAUUAGAGCUGUCUUGUGAAUUUGUUCAAGGUAUCUACCGAUAUCUUCCCUACAUUUCUCGAACUUCUUUGCGUUUGCUUCAAGAGAUGACAACCUUAGAAGGAACACCCGAUUCGUGCAUGGCAGACGAUGAAAAAGUGUCGAAAGACGCUGCAUUUCACCACUUUAAAAAGUGGAAAGAGUGGCUUGUAUUGAUAGCGCAUCGCGUGUCACGAAAAGAAGUUACGGAGCAACUGAUUAAGGCUGAGCUGGUACGUGCAGAGUUUGAGGAAGUCCGACUCGUGUACUCUUUUGACAAAAUUUGCGACGCUGAUCGUGCACUUUGCGAGCUUUUAACAACGUUACUAACUCCAAAACCAAUCGAGUACGUGGCCUUUAUACGCGAUAUCUUGCAGCAAGGGAAGUCUGCUAGCAUAAAAGUUCAGAGGCGCGUUCUCGCAAUCGUCCAGAUGUUGUUGACGCUAAAUGACACCAAAUUCGGCAAUUCUGCGGAAAAUGAGCAGAACAUCACCCUUGACGACAAAAAAACGUCAAGCAUUGACAAACUUGCUCGGACCAUGAGCUGGAGUUUGACCUUAGAUGCCUUCAAUAUGUGGAAGGGCGAGACUGGUAUUGAGUUUUACGAAAGUUUUCUAGAUUUUGCUUGCUCAAAGGAUUUUACUGUCGCUUCCCGAGCGCUUUUACUAGUAUCAAGGACACCGUUUCUAUCACUCGAAGAUCCCAAAUGGCAAUUUCGUUGUGUCCGGAAGCUUUCACGCGUGUAUUUCUCGCAACUUCGACAAUAUCGAGUGAUUCUCGUACAAGAAAAAGAUGAAAGCUCUGGCGAUAAUAAGUCGCAGAAAAAUGCAAUACAGAGUCAUUUACACUCACUCAAGAUGGUUUUAUUCCGUGUACUGGUAAUGGAAGGUGGUAUUACGCACUACUCUUCAUCCGUUUACAGCAUUUUUGCAUCAUUAUGGCUCGAUGCGCUCCUCAGUACCAUAUCAGCGACAAGUGUGCCAACACAUUUUCCGAAUGGUGUCAAUUUUGCCCAUUUAAGUACAAAUGACGAAGACGAGCUGAACGAGCGUCAAAUAUUUCGCUGUGAACGAACAAUUAGUUCCAAAUGCACAAAUCUACAAUCGUCUCAAGUUAUCACGAAAAAUCCUGAUGCGAAGUUGGUGUAUCGUAAGACUUUAGACUCGUCCUGGGAGCGGGAAAUGCGCGCUGCUCGUGUGUGCAGUGUAUAUGCGACGGAUCUGCUUGCUCAGCUUUUUGCAUCUACAGGCACUCCUGCCACUAUAUUGGCUGACAAUCCAUCGCAAGUGAAAAUGGGGCUUUCUCCUGAUGAAGGGGCACUUCUCGAGCGUCGAUUGACAAUUAUUGUGAAUAUGUUAUUGGAACGCGUUAUCCCAUGCUGUGGAAUUACAAGUGAUGAAAUUUACAAGGAUUUGCUACCGAAUCGAUCGACUUUCGAUGUCGACUUGCGAAUUGAACAGUGGCUUAACCAUUUUCCGGCCUUCCUCCCAUUGUUGCGGAGUAUAGUCACGCCAGCCGUGGUUAUCGGCUCUUCGCAAUUAUUGCGACUUAUACCAAUUUUCAAGUCUGCUCUAGUAGUUUUGAUAGGUCACUGGAAUAGUGUCAAAGGAGACUUAAGUGGAAACAAUCUCGAUGUGCCUCCGUACAUGCGUAACGCAAAUCAAUUGACGCUCACGUGCGAGUUGAUACGGCUAUUACGUGCAACCAAUUGGUUACCAACGCAAUUGAGCAAGACUGCCGAGUUGCUUCCGCUGACAACACCGGCUGAUAUUCGCUCGAUUCUCUUCAGUUGUUGGUUUUACUUGUCGGAUCAUCCACCACGAUCGGGAUCACAUGCUCCUACACCUGCAACUUCGGCAGCGGCCUCGCCAAUCUCAUCCGGUUCUUCUCCCGCUGGCUUCAAUAUCACUGAUGUGUCGUUAAAUGGUUCAUCAAGAUCAAGCCAUCCGCCUCUCGAGUUCUACCUCGUUCCCCUGCGAAAAGCCCUGCAUCGCAACAUUCGGAAGAUUGGAGCCAAAUAUCCGCUUUUCAUGUGUUAG
Messenger RNA from Plasmopara halstedii, 3249 nucleotides. RefSeq lists its product as uncharacterized. Gene Ontology annotation, cellular component: integrator complex. NCBI's taxonomy places the organism in Eukaryota, Oomycota, Peronosporomycetes, Peronosporales, Peronosporaceae. The record is from RefSeq and is a predicted model, not a curated record. The transcript has a single exon. Gene Ontology annotation, biological process: snRNA 3'-end processing. The coding region runs from base 1 to 3249 and encodes 1082 amino acids.